Trichogramma pretiosum is the source of this 450-nucleotide messenger RNA. RefSeq lists its product as uncharacterized. The coding region runs from base 57 to 389 and encodes 110 amino acids. The transcript has 3 exons. The record is from RefSeq and is a predicted model, not a curated record. NCBI's taxonomy places the organism in Eukaryota, Metazoa, Arthropoda, Insecta, Hymenoptera, Trichogrammatidae.
UCCCUUGUUAAGCCGCUUUAGCUCUGCCGAAAAUCGUUGGCGAAUCAAUAAAAAAAAUGGAAAUCGUAAAAUUAGCAUUGGUCAAAGAUGGACGUUACACCCUUUGUUAUCUUGACGGCUUUCUAUACAAUAAAAAGAAGCUCCGAUAUGGAAGGACAAAAUGGGUAUGCCUGGACGAAGGAAUCUGCCCAGCUUAUUUCACGACCAUUCAGAAUGCAGAAGGCGAAACUGUAUUGAUUCACGCAAAAUCGGAACUCAUCCACUGUCACGAUCCUCAGCCAGAACCAGCACUUUUCUCGAAAUCAGGAAAAAUGAUAAUUCAGGGUUGUGUGGAAACUCAUCGUUGGUGGAUUAAGAGCAUUCUCGAGGAAUUCCUUUUGUUCGCUUAGAGUGACUGAACGCACUACUCCUGCAUUGGUGAGGUGAACUUGUGAUUGUGAUAGCUCCGUG